Molecule: messenger RNA, 510 nt
Organism: Zasmidium cellare ATCC 36951
Lineage: Eukaryota; Fungi; Ascomycota; Dothideomycetes; Mycosphaerellales; Mycosphaerellaceae
Exons: 5
Coding region: 1-510 (169 amino acids)
Biological process (GO): cell motility; actin filament severing; actin filament depolymerization
Cellular component (GO): cytoplasm; actin cortical patch; actin cytoskeleton
Molecular function (GO): actin filament binding
Source: RefSeq, a predicted model, not a curated record
AUGGCAAACCCCCACCGUUGCGACACUGCUCCAACACCCUCACACACCUCAAUCAUGGCACAAUCUGGCGUCUCGGUCGCACCCGAGUGCAUCCAGGCCUUCAACGACCUGAAGCUCGGCAAGUCGACCAAGUGGAUCAUCUACAAAAUCUCCGACGACUGGAAGGAGAUUGUCGUCGAGGAGACGUCGUCCGACCCCGACUACUCCAAGUUCCGCGAGAAGCUUCUCGGCGCCAAGAGCAAGAACAAGAAGGGCGAGGUGGUCAUGGGUGGGCGAUACGCCGUCUUCGAUGUCGAGUACGACGCCGAUGGUGGUGAGGGCAAGCGCAGCAAGAUCACCUUUAUCUCCUGGGUGCCGGAUGAUGCGCCGCAAUACCCCCGCAUGAUGUACUCUUCCUCCAAGGAAGCUCUCAAGCGUUCCCUCAACGGUCUCGCAGCCGACGUCCAGGCCAACGACGCAGACGAUAUCGAGCACGCCAGCAUCAUCCAGAAGGUCUCCAAGGGCCGCUAG